UUUUGAUAUGAAUAUAUUUGAGUUUUUGAUAACAUGAAACAGAACACAUGCCAAUGGAUAAAAUUAGCUGAAACCAACUGUGUAUCAUGUACAAAGAGUAAGACGUCGCCUGACAAAUGUGCCAUUAAUACAGUUUCAGCGCUCCAUACAUUAUCUAGAUCUAUUUUUAGCUGCAGUGCAUUUUCCAUUACGUAGUGUCAGAAGUUCCCCACAGGCGGCGUGCAUAUCAAAAUGUCUCCCGAUGAAUGGAGAUAUGCGAUAAUUCUCAUUUCUUCUGUCAUUUUCGGCCAAAUUCUGCGGCUUACGAAUGGAGCCACUAGAAAAAAGAUAUUAUCAAGCUCAGUGGGGCUCACAAUGGUGGUUUCCACGUGCGGUUGGAAGAGCACACACUCGCUUAUCACUGCCGUAGUCAACAGUUUCAUUGUAAAAUAUCUGCCAAACAGGUACUGCCAUAUUGCAAGCUUCAUCUGGUGCUUUUCCUAUCUAGCAUUUUUCCGGAUGACUGAAAUAUUUGGAUUGCCAAAGAUGUCUGGAGUUGUGAAUGCAGUUCAAUUGCUCCUGACUCUUAGGAUGGUUGGUUUGGCCUUUGAAGUGAAUGAAAGCAGAGAAUACAAGAAAAAGUUGAAAAAAGAGGAAGGAAAUGAGGAAUUGAAACUGACUGUGGAAUACCGAGAUGUUGAUCCUUCCAUUCCUGACAUGAUUAUGUAUGGAUACUGCUACAUUGGACUGUUCACAGGUCCAUAUUUCCGCUACAGGACGUACCACGACAUGUUACACUUGAAGAAUUCUCCCAAAAUUGACGUAGUGCCAGCAUUGUUGGCAAAGAUUAAGGUUCUGCCAUUAUCAUUUGCCAUAUUCCUCCUGACUGCCCAUUACUUCGACUUGGAGUUUGCUUCCACUGAAGAAUUCCAGGAACGCCCAUUUUGGUACCGCCUGUUUUAUAUGGUGAUGGUGUGGCUGUGGUUCAGAACAAGGAUGUACUGCGCUUGGAUCCUCGCCGAGCUAGUGUGUGUUUCCUCCCUGCUCGGUGCAUACCCGGCAGUGUCCUUGCCGAGGUGUGGCCAAGGACCAACAGAUCUCAAGGCUUUGAAGGCACUCUCUGAUAAAGAUACAGAAGAUAUAGACUAUAGUUUUGAGACGAUUCGUAACAUAGAUAUCCACGGCUGCGAGCUAGCUCCAGGUGUCCGUGGGGGCAUGAAGGCUUGGAACAAGAGUGUUCAGUAUUGGCUUGCUGCUUUCGUCUAUAGGAAAUUCCCUAUGAAAUCUAUCAGGACGACAGUAACAAUGGCAGUGAGUGCCUACUGGCACGGUCUUCAUCCUGGUUACUACCUUAGCUUCCUCUCCAUGCCACUCUUCACCAUGGCGCAGGAUGACGUGACAAAAGCAUUCCGGAAUGACGCCUCACCAUUUCAACAGAAAGUCGUUGACACGUUCCUUUGGUUUUUGUGGAUAAGACAAGUCGAGUACGUUUCUGUGGCAUUCCUUAUGCUGAGAUUUGAUUGGACAAUAGCAUAUUGGUCCAGUAUAUACUACUGUAUGCAUGUGUUUACAAUAUUUGUGAUUAUUGUUGCCAAAGUUUUCCUGGUGAUCAAGAAGCCAAGUGCAAAUGUUGAGCCUGCUGGGAAAAAGGACAACUGAUAACUGGAAAUCAUCCAAAAAUCUGAAAUGUCUCACAUCUUGAUUAACUAGUCAAUUUUAUGUUGGGCGAACGUAAUAUUGAAGUGAGUGCUUCAUUGUGCAUUUUGUUUGUGUGCACACAUAGUCCUUUGUCUUGUCUGUACCUAAAAAUCUUAAACAAAAUUUUCGUACGCCAUUUUGCCUUUUUGCAGUUGUUCAGGGAAAUAGAAGGGGUGACACUAACAGGUUGGUAUGUGAUCCCCCUGCAAUUGAUUAACAGUGAAUGUGACAAGCACAAUUAGCUAUGCUUGAACGCUAUCCCGUUCUAAUCAAAUCAUUUUUUGUUGUUUAAGUGGUAGUGGUGGUAAUCAUGGACUUUUCCAAUAAGCUUGACAGUCACUUGAACUAAUCUUAACCUAGUGUCCUGCGAAUAACUAUUGUGUUUUUAAGAAAUUUGAAAUUUAAUGAGAGAUUUCCGUACCAGUUUAGUUUGUUCCUCUUUCACUUUGAUCUGGAGGCCUAUACUUAAAAGAUUUAUAUCAUGUCUAUAACAAUCUUGACAUUUGUAUCAUGUUUAUUGUGAAGACUGUCAUUUAUUUGUGCCUUAGGUGUAUUUUUGUUGUUGUAUAGGAGUAUUGUGUGUGUGUGUGUGGGGGGGGGGGGGAUGCAAUGUCUGAAUCUGAUUCACUUUAAAAGUGUAGUCACUGAUGAAAUUUUCAUAUUACUAAAAUUGUGACAAUCGUGAAAUAAUUUGAAAAAGCAUGCAUUGAAGAACUAUGAAGUCUAGGGAACUUUUAGAUUUUUAAAUGUUACUUUCUGUUUAGAAUUUGUCACUUUAUGAUUUAUUGUUGUUGUUUUCUUUAUAUUAAUAAAUGAUGAGCUUAAAAAGUAACUAUUAGCCUGUUGUGAAUUCUUACUUCAUUUGUGUAAGACAAACAUUGUGUUUCCAUAUACUGAUAACUGUCCACCGGAAAUGGACGCCAGGCCUACUUGAAUUCUUUGUGGUUGGCCGAGAAUGGGGGCAUAGGUGUUUUAGAGGGUUGGAAGGCACUCCUUAUCGCCAUUAAUACAUGUAUUUCCCCCAGCCACUAAAGAUUCUGGCAUGCAAUUCUAGUGUCUGUUUCUGGCAGUCGGGAACUGGUAUAUCAAUUAAAUAGUCGUGUUGUUUACAGAAAAAGGAAGUAAAUCUAGGAGUUGUGCAGGGUAGCUCUCAGUCCUCCUUAGAUUGCAAUCCCCUCAAUUUAUUGAAGCAUGAAACGAUUUCUUUCCAUAUAUUCAAAUGCUCCCGCU
Messenger RNA from Lineus longissimus, 2907 nucleotides. Its product is annotated as lysophospholipid acyltransferase 7-like. The record is from RefSeq and is a predicted model, not a curated record. The coding region runs from base 232 to 1638 and encodes 468 amino acids. The transcript is spliced from 7 exons. Gene Ontology annotation, cellular component: membrane; mitochondria-associated endoplasmic reticulum membrane contact site. Gene Ontology annotation, biological process: lipid modification; phosphatidylinositol biosynthetic process. Gene Ontology annotation, molecular function: lysophospholipid acyltransferase activity. Lineage: Eukaryota; Metazoa; Nemertea; Pilidiophora; Heteronemertea; Lineidae.